Molecule: messenger RNA, 10520 nt
Organism: Dreissena polymorpha
Lineage: Eukaryota; Metazoa; Mollusca; Bivalvia; Myida; Dreissenidae
Product: PH and SEC7 domain-containing protein 2-like
Exons: 12
Coding region: 579-3686 (1035 amino acids)
Biological process (GO): regulation of ARF protein signal transduction
Molecular function (GO): protein binding; guanyl-nucleotide exchange factor activity; phospholipid binding
Source: RefSeq, a predicted model, not a curated record
UGGUCACAUGACUUGUACGCGGCUCUGACAGUCGCCGGAAGUGAGAUAAUUUCUUCUAAAAUGGAAUGUCAGUUUCUCGGAUAGGAAUUGUUGAGCUUCUGGUGUUUGGAUGGGCUUACAAGGAAGAAAUUAUGAAACUUGUUUAGGUGGAGAACCUAGUAAUGAUGAAGUUGAAGGAAAAGUCAAGGUAGCAAUUCCACUAUAUUGACCAGACCAUUAGUUGUUUAAUCAAUUCCAGCCAUACGUUUUUUUACCUGUUUAUCAUCAUACUACAUGUGCCACCACCAGCAUGUUCUUGUAUCAGAGCUAAUGAUGGGGCUCGGGCCAUUAGAAGUAGUCGCAGAAAUCAGCAUAAGAACUUGGCAGUCUGUAGUGCAUUUGGUUCCUGUUGGUACUAAUUGUUUGGGGUUAAACCAAAAACCACUUUCAGCUUGAAAACAAAGAUGUAGGUUUUAAAAUGGGACUUAGUGGUAAUCUGUUUGUGUAAUGGCUUCAGUAUUUGUUUGAUGAUAGAGUGAUGCCUUUGUAUGCGUCUUGAACAUUGAUUUCUCCGAAAUUCGCACUUGCUAUAUCACGCAAUGGACAGUGUAGCACACAGCACGACCAAUUACCCAGUCCCACAACCAGCAGUGAGCCCCUCACGACGAUUUCACGUCCUGGAAAUCAGUGGCUUGAAUUUAGAAAAUGAUUCACCCAUGGAGAAAGAAAUGGAUGAACAGGGGCAAAAAUACCUGGACAAAAAAUCAAGUUUUAGUGCCACAGGCCGGGUGGCAAGUAUUAAUACAGCUGAAAAAUACCAAAAAUCUGCAAAAGCCGUAGUCCCAAAUGAAUUAUUACUGUCUCAUAGCAAUUAUAAGAGUGUUUCAUGUAAAGGUGAACAGAGUUCCGACUUAACCAAAGAUAUGCUUGUUAAAACAAAAAAUACGAUUAAUACAGAAAAGAAUGAAUGCAAUGUUGAGAGGCACCACUCCGAUGGAGCUAGACACAAUGCCUACUGUGAAAUGACCUUCAAAAGGUCGGCAUCGUCGCCAAAUCAGCUUGAGGUUCAUGGUGCUAAUGUUUACAAAACUAUCACUGCCACAAUGGACAAUCUAUGUUCAGCCUUAUCUGACGACUGUGAUGAGACUUCAAUGGACAGAAAAGAGUCUGCCGAGUCAGGAUUUGAAGAGCAGGCAGCCAAUUCUGACACUGGAACUUUAGAAAAGAGGAAAAAACUCCAGGGCGAUCCCACUAGCGUUUCAGAUCUUUCUGAGGUGGGUUCAGACGACGUGUUGGGAGCCCUGGCUGUGUCUCAGGUCUCGAACAAAGGCGGAAACUUGUCAUCGCCUUCGGACCGAGCCUCUGAGAUGUCGGAGAGUACUCUGCUGCAGCUUGAGUCUGAGCCUCUGCUAGAGGAUACCUCAAGCAGUCUGUCAUCCUCAUCAUCGGAAGAUAUAGACAUUGACGAACUUACGCACGAGAUGAUAUUUGAGCGAAGUUUGUCCGACUCAGGUGGUAUGUCGCCUGUUUAUCACAAGGAAGUCAGGGGUUUAUCUGCAAGCAAAAGUGCUGAAAAGUUUUUCUAUCGAAAACCGAUUCUACAUAUACAUGGUAUCAAUGAUCAACAAAAUGUCAGGGUAAGCCGAAGUCAAGAGAACUAUGUUGGGAAUGGUUUUACAUUUGUAGACAUUGAUUUGGAUGACACAACCUACUCGUUGGAUCAGAUUCCAACGACUCUUGACACGCCAGAUACGCCAACAACCGAAUGUACUGAACCUUUUGGUUCUAUUGUGUCAAGACCUGUAGAGUGCACAACUUCAUAUGCCUCAGCAGUCAAACAAUCUUCUUUUCAAACCAGUGUUCAAAGUAAUGAAAGCCAUGACUCAAAAUGUUUUGUCCCAGGAUUUAUCACCCUUGACAAUAGGUCAUUAAAUGAAAAAAGGGAUCUGAAUAAUGUUGCUAUUGCAUAUGAUAGAUCUGUGAACUCUGAAGAAAGUUCUACUGAAAUGUCACAUGAAUCUCAGGGGGAUGGUGCUGAUAGUACCGAUGAUCCCGAUGGUGCUAUCGUAGAUACUGAAGACAUUUCUGCUGAUUACAAUGACCCAGAGGAUAAUAACGAAUAUGACCAAGAUGAGGAUGCUGACUGUGUGCUUGUAAUUCAGGAGGGACUGUUUGCCCUCCCAGCGACAAAAAGUGUCGACCUUCCGUCGGCCCAGAGGCUAGCCAAACGCUUGUAUAAUUUGGAUGGAUUUCGGAAAUCUGAUGUGGCCCGACACCUCUGCAAAAAAAAUGACUUCAGCAUUACAGUGGCAGAGGAGUACCUUAAGUUCUUCGAUUUCACGGGAAACACGCUGGACGUGGCCCUGCGCAAGUUCCUCCGUCAGUUCUCCCUUAUUGGGGAGACGCAGGAGCGAGAGCGAGUGCUGGCCCACUUCUCGAGGCACUUCAUGACAAGCAACCCAGGCACAUAUAACUCUGAAGAUGCCUGUCACACACUCGUUUGUGCCAUUAUGCUAUUGAACACAGAUCUUCAUGGGCAGGCUGUAGGCAGGAAAAUGGCCUGUGCAGAGUUUAUUGAAAACUUGACAGAUCUCAAUGAUGGUGAAAACUUCCCUAAAGAUGUCCUCAAAGCCAUAUACCAUGCCAUCAAAGCAGAGCCGAUAGAGUGGGCACCUGAUGACAGCAUACCGGAGCCUGAGCAGGGGCCAGUUCUUGACCCCAUUGUAUCCAGUCUACCUAACUUACCUGCAGCCAUAGGAGGAAACCCCUUCCUUGAUAUCCCCGAUCCAGAAAAUACCACAGCCUACAAGAAGGGAUACAUAAUGAGAAAAUGCUGUGUAGACCCUGAUGGAAGAAAAACGGCGGUUGGCAAACGGGCCUGGAAGAUGUUCUACGCGGUGCUAAGAGACAUGAUCCUCUAUCUGUACAAGGACGAACAAGCCCUGAAGAAAUCUGGGAACAUGGGGUCACACAAUGCCAUUCGAGCGCACCACUGUUACGCCACUAAGGCCACAGACUACAGCAAGAAACAGCACGUGUUUCGUCUGCGCACCGCUGAUUGGGCCGAGUAUUUGUUUCAGACGUCCAAUACCAAAGAGUGCGAGGAGUGGAUUAAUGUUAUGAACUUUAUAGCAGCCAGUCUCUCUGCGCCGCCGUUGCCGGGGGCGGUGGGAUCGCAGAAGAAGUUCCAGAGACCUCUCCUCCCAGCAACGUAUACCAGACUGACGAUGGCGGACCAGUUGAUUUGUUUCGAGGAGCACCUCAGUCAGACGGAGCUGGAUCUGCAGGAGCACCGCCAGUUCCCGCCUGAGAAGGGCUCCAAGGCCAGCAUGAUACAGCACUACAUUGAAAAGGAGACGUACCUGACAUUUGAGAUCGAUCGCCUCAAGGAAUACUGCUACCUUCUGAAGGCCAAACUGCAGGCCCAGUCACAGGAGCGGUUGGACGCGUCGCUCGUGGAAACCACGAUAGGGGAGGACGAAGAGGGCAUCAACAAGUCGAAACGGUUGGCAACCGUUAGUGCGGCCAACGUUGUGGGCCUUAAGAGAGGCCCUGUGCAACGAAGUGCUUCUGAUAGGGAACAAAUUGAGAGCCCAACAUCUGAGGAAAACAUGGAGAAUUCUGACUCGAAUGGUGUUUUACAAGACCCAGAAUAUAACGAACAUGGGGAGCUGGUACACUCGGAGACUAUUGAUACGAAACUAUAGCGUCAUACUCUCCUUCAUACAUACAAUGUCAAUGAAAUUUACGUUUUUCAUUUACGGUCUUGGCUGUGUUAAAAUCCUCACCUACAAACUGACUUUGUGAUAAUGACAUGCCAUCUUUAUGAAUAACAUGCCUGUGCUAGAGGAGGAACGUUUAUAAUUGAGCCGUGUUCUGUGAAAAAGGAGUUUAAUGCAUGUGCGUAAAGUGUUGUCCCAGAUUAGCCUGUGCAGUGCACACAGGCUAAUCAGGGACGACACUUUCUGCCUAAACUGGAUUUUCGCUAUCAAGAGACUUAUUUAAACAAAAAUACCACAAAAGCAGAAAGUGUCGUCCAUGAUGAGCCUGUGUGGACUACACAGGCUUAUUUGGGACAACACUACGCACAUGCAUUAAACCCCUUUUUCACAGAGCCAGGCUCAAUUGAAGACUACCACUAUAUUAUAUACCUAAUAUAAACGUAAGUCUUGUGAUAUCAAGGUGAUAGGGUUUGAUACGUGUACCUCAGCUUUAGCAACUGUCACAUUUGCAACAUUUUUCACCAUCAUCUUCAUGUAUAAAAACCCGUUAAGAUCCCUUUACUAUUUCAAAGUAACAUUUUAAAUACCUUCCGUCCGCAGUAGGAUUUUAGAUCAUAGGGCUAUUGUGAAUAGUAUAUGAGAAGCUUCAUGCAAAAAUGGGUCUUAUGACAAUAUACCCAUUUUCAAAAAUGCUGCUCAAUUAUAUAGCAAUAAUGUGCCAAUGUCUGUGCUACAAUAUCGUGCAUGACUUUAGACUCCAUGAUAAUGAUGCAUGCAUGUCACAUGGCCAUUUUGUACCACUUUGUGUUUCCGUAGGUGCGUAACUUUAUAUUUUCAAUUGAAUCUGUAAUAUAAACAAUGCUUUGAAGAAAAAAUGCUGACAACUACAGCUUUUUAAUGAUUUCGUAUGCUACAACAUAAGGGCUUACAGCUUCAGGUAUAAAAACAUAGGAAAUGUCAUAGGUUAUCAAGAAGAAAAUGGAGACAACUAUUAAAGGUUUAUAAGACAGGAAAAGUUAUUUAACUACCACAAAAGAGGCUGACACAGACAACAAAGUCAAGAUGCCAUAGGUUGUCAAGAAAAAGAGUGUUAUCGUAAUUAAAUGAGGACCAUAGUCAGCAAGAAACAAAGAUUAUCAUCUCUGUUAUGUGGUUAAUUGGAACAAUUGAUGAUGAAUUUAAGCAAAACAAUCUCCUUGAAGAAGCUGUCCAUGCGUAGUCAAUAUAUCGAGGGUUUACAAGUAGAAAUUAACUUAUUUAUAAGGGUUAUUAAAUCUUAACAUUUUUCUGUCUUUUUCCUUUUCACCAGUUUUGCACAAUUAUUAAUGCAUACAAUAUUAUUUAUGUGCUGAUGCUACAGAAGUUAGCCAAUGUCUCAAUAAGGUAACCAUUAAGGAACUCAGUAGUGUAAAAAUGUUAACAUUGCCAGGUUUUUAUAUUGGAAUCAUCUUGCCUGUUGAAAGAAAACUUUUUGAAAGUCAUAUAAUAUAGGAAUACCUUUAUAUAAUAUAAAAGACACAAUAAUAAUGAAACUCAACAAUGUGACCCCUUAGAUGUGGACCCUACCCCAGAUUCAUAAUGUUUAUGAGCCGUGCUCUGUGAAAAAGGGGUUUAAUGAAUGUGCGUAAAGUGUCGUCCCAGCUUAGCAUGUGCAGUCCACACAGGCUAAUCAGGGACGACACUUUCCGCUAUUAUGAUAUUUUUCGUUUCCAGAAAGUCUUUUGUUAGCAAAAAUCAAGUUUUUGCGGAAAGUGUCGUCCCUAAUUAGCCUGUGCGGACUGCAAAGGCUAAUCUGGGACAACACUUUACGCACAUGCCCCUUUUUCACAGAGCACGGCCCAUAUGUUUGUAAAAGGACCAGUGUACAUUAUUUUGUUUCUCUUAUGGUCUGAAGCCCUUGAACCCAAAAACUUAUGGUAAAUCAUAUUAACUGUGAAAAAUCUAAAUUAAGUUCCAACAUGUUUAGCCUUUUUAGGAAGCUCAAAUUAGAAUUCAGAAUGUUUUACAUAUUCAUUAAAUUUUGAAAUUUGCUGUUAUUGAAGAUGAAUAUGUUAACCAUAUUUCCUGAUAUUUAUAGACAUGUAACAUAACCAAGUCCCACGUUUUGUAUAAAUUUGUAAAAUUGUUGUCAAUAGCUUGUUUGUCCUAUUUGUUUUGUUUCUGUAAUAUUUAGAUUUUAUUUUUGUUAUCAUUUUUAAUAGUUUACAUGUUUUACAAAGAAUGCAGUUUAGUUCAGGAUUAUCAUUUAAUUAUCCCCUGCCAAAGGCGAAGGAUCAUAUAGAAUUGAAGUUGUCCAUCUGUCCGGCUGUCACAAAACUUUUUAGGGCUAUAUCUCAGAAACUAUAUAUGAUAUCAACCUGAAACUUCAAAGGUGAAUAGAUAUCAAUGAAGAGAAGUGCCAUGCACAAGAACCAUAACCCUACACUUUCAUUUAAACGAGUUAUUGCCCUUUGUUUUGUUUUUUUGUAAGAUGAAAUUUAACAGGUCUAUAGCUCAGAUACCAUGCCAGAUUUUAACAUGAAACUUCAUGGGUUUAUUGAUAUUAAUGAUAAGUGCAAUACUUAAGAGCCAUAACCCUUCACUUUCUUAACUAAGAGUUAUUGCCCUUAGUUGUUUUUGUAGGAUGGAACUUUUCAAUGCUAUAUCUCAGAUACAAUGCACCCUUUCAACAUGAAACUGCAUGGGUGUGUAGAAAUCAAUCGGAAGAAGUGUCCUGCACAAGAACCAAAACGCAGCACUUUCUUAACUAACAGUUAUUGUCCUUUGUGUUUUUUGUUUGAUGUACCUUUUCAAGGCUUUAUCUCAGAUACAAUAUUUCAACAUGAACCUACAUGCGUGUGUAGAUGUCAAUGAGUAGAAUUGCAAUUUAUAAAAACAAUGAUCCUACACUUUAUUAAUACCUAUUGCUCGUACCCUAGGCUUAAUGAUUAUACUGUAUAUCAAGGGAUUUGCACUGAUGCAUACACAAAGUUUAUUUGGCGGGGGAUAUCAAUUCGAUGAAUUUGCUUGUUUGUUAUAAUUUUAAGCUAUUUAUUUUUAUCAAGUCGAGACAAAUAAAUUUGUAAACUUUUAAAUUAUUACUGUUUAAAUGCAUAUAUGAAACUAUAAACCAAUGCCUUGUUGAAAAAAGCAAACAAAUAAGUGAUUGAAUGUUUUUAAAUAUUAUACUAAUAAAAAAAAAAUGUUUAAAAUAAUGUUUGAGCUUGACUUUAGGCAAAUCAUUUUUCUUGCCCCUAAGUGAACCUUUGAGCAAGCUAAAGUGUUUUGGUAGGCUAUUUUCUCAAAGAUGGUGUUAGGGAUUUUAAUUAAAUAUAAACAUGGAUAACCCGUUAUUUAAAUGAAUCCAUCGGGUAAUUUUUUUUUAAUAACUGGCCGUUUUACUCCUCAAUUUUAAUUUACACAUACAGUGUAAAACUAGGCAUGUUAAAGCGUGUUGGUAAGCUAGUUUUGUUGGAAUGGCUUGAUGGAUUUUAUUGCAACUUAAAACAUGCAUUUUCUAUAUAAUAUGGCAGCAGGGCCAAAUUUGGUGCACGUUUUGAAUAUUUAUGCCCCCCUUCGAAGAAGAGGGAGUAUAUUGUUUUGCACAUGUCAGUAGGUCGAUCGGUAGGUCCGUUGGUCCGUCCGUCCACCAGAUGGUUUCCAGAUGAUAACUCAAGAACGCUUAGGCCUAGGAUCAUGAAACUUCAUAGGUACAUUGCUCAUGACUGGCAGAUGACCCCUAUUGAUUUUUAGGUCAAAGGUUAAGGUCACAGUGACUCGAAAUAGUAAAACGGUUUCCGGAUGAUAACUCAAGAACGCUUACGCCUAGGAUCAUGAAACUUCAUAGGUACAUUGAUCAUGACUCGCAGAUGACCCCUAUUGAUUUUCAGGUCACUAGGUCAAAGGUCAAGGUCACAGUGACUCGAAACAGAAAAAUGGUUUCCGGAUGAUAACUCAAGAACGCUUACGCCUAGGAUCAUGAAACUUCAUAGGUACAUUGAUCAUGACUCGCAGAUGACCCCUAUUGAUUUUCAGGUCACUAGGUCAAAGGUCAAGGUCACAGUGACUCUACACAAAAAUGGUUUCCGGAUGAUAACUCAAGAACGCUUACGCCUAGGAUCAUGAAACUUCAUAGGUACAUAGAUCAUGACUCGCAGAUGACCCCUAUUGAUUUUUAGGUCACUAGGUCAAAGGUCAAGGUCACGGUGACUCGACACAGUAAAAUGGUUUCCAGAUGAUAACUCAAGAACGCUUACGCCUAGGAUCAUCAAACUUCAUAGGUACAUUGAUCAUGACUGGCAGGUGACCCCUAUAAAUUCUCAGGUCACUAGGUCAAGGUCACAGUGACUCGAAACAGUAAAAUGAUUUCCUGAUAAUAACUCAAGAAUACUUAGGCCUAUGAUCAUGAAACUUCAUAGGUACAUUGAUCAUGACUGGCCGAUGACACCUAUUGAUUUUCAAGUCACUAGGUCAAAGGUCAAGUUCACAGUGACAAAAAACAUAUUCACACAAUGGCUGCCACUACAACUGACAGCCCAUAUGGGGGGCAUACAUGUUUUACAAACAGCCCUUGUUGUAUAAUAAUAUGAGCCAUUUUUAACUUAGACAUGUUCAUAUACAUUUCAUAGGCAGGUUUAUAUUAAAAUCAAAUUGCACAUGAAUAUACCUUGUUCAAAGAAUCCCACCCCUCCCCAAUUGUGAUUGUGUACAGGAUGGGUGGGGUAAAGGUCACUGUUGCUUAAAAUAGCAAAAUGGAUUCCACUUAAUUCUUCCUUCAUUUUUAUUUAAUAUACAAUGAAAAAAUCUGCUCUAUUUAUGAAUAUUGAAUGUAGCUAUUUUAAUUAAACUAAAUUUAUAAAUACCUAAUAUUCAUUUAUCGUUAGAGUUACAUGUCAUUCCUGAGGUCAACAUAAAAUAGAAAAAUUGGAUUCCGUUUAGUAAUUAAACAACUAAUUGAGCUUUUGGCAUGCUACAACAUACACAGAUGGCUCCAAUCUUUAUUUAAGAUUGCAGAUGGGUGUAAGGUCUAUGUUCAUAAAUAUUGAUAAACAGUUUCUGCUCAAUUACUCACUAAAAAUUUAGCUUUUGUAUUGAUACUACCUUUGUUGUACUCGGAAACUUGAAAACAAAUUGAGGAGGUGUAAUUAAACUAACGAUAGUUGCGCAUAGGAUGGGAUCAAGGUCACUGUUACUAAAUUUGGGAAUAUUUGGUUUUCCAAUGAGGCACAUUGGGUCAAAGUCAAGUGUCAAGGUCACUGUAAGUAAAUUAACCAAAAUAGUGUUUACUCAGAAUCAAAAUGCAUGUGCCUCUGAGGAUAUUUUGCAAAUUUGACUAGUUCUAAAUUACUUGGUAGCUAUAUAUAUAUAUAUACAGUUUGGUUUAGAAAAAAAGCUGCAGAAGCUGUGACAAGCACAAGAAAAGACGACCAUGCAAUCCUUUGACAGCUCUUUUGUGUUUUUAAGUUAAUUACAUCUUAAUAUUGGCAAGAAGCAUUUAAUAAAAUAUUGAUAUAACACUGAUAUAUUUGUAUUUUUUUUUUUUAAAUGGUUUUGUUUUUGUUAUUUUUUUUCACUUGUUUGUUUGUUUUUUGUCUAGUUUCUUAUUUAAAUUGCACAAGGUCCCAUUUUUAUUCACUUUGGUUAUUUGUAUGUACAUGUAUGGCAUAAUUAUCGCAAAUAUUCAUUUACACACAUUUGCAGUACACAACAUAUUUUUAUUUUUAGUACUGUACUCCAUAUCAGCGUCAAUAUGAUAUUUUUAUGCCCCCGGAUCGAUAGAUCGGGGGUAUAUUGUUUUUGGCCUGUCUGUCUGUCUUUCUGUCUUUCUUUCUGUCUGUCAUUCUGUCCCAAAACUUUAACCUUACAGUCAAGUUUUGCAAUAACUUUUGAAAUAUUGAACAUAGCAACUUGAUAUUUGGCAUGCAUGUGUAUCUCAUGGAGCUGCACAUUUUGAGUGGUGAAAGGUCAAGGUCAUCCUUCAAGGUAAAAGGUAAAAAAAGCAGCGCAUUAGUGGGCAUUGUGUUUCUGACAAACACAUCUCUUGUUUGUAAUUUAAUGUUAACCUAAUAGUUUUCCUGUUUAAAAAUGGAAAUUAAAUCAUUAAACUUCACUAUGCAGCAAACAGAUAGUUGAAAAUAGGGCAAUACAUUUAAGUCACUAAACACUUAUGACAGAUUUUGAAAUUUAAGGGUUUUAAUAUCAACAUUAAGUUAUCGCAUUUUUUAAUGAUAACUAAUUUGCAUUGUGUUGUAUUUAGUGAGAAGUUUCGUCCAUGUGUGUAUACAUUUUCAUAAUACUGAGUUAAUUAUUUUGUGUCAGAGAUAACUCCAGUUGAUUAUUCACUAGUGACAGAGUUUAUAUCCUUAAGACAGGAGUUUGUGAUUUAGUUAAGUCACGUGUGACAUUAUGAAUAUCCUUGUGGCAGAGUAAGGUCAUUUUCUUGCUUCUUACUGGCAUAGUUUUGUCCAUGACAAAUCUUAACAAGUUUUAAUUGCAUCUUAAUGGAUAUAACAGUCUUUUAAACAUUUGAUCUUUAGUUGCACUGGUUGAGAAAGUGCAAUUUAUUGUGUUAAACUGUCCCGUCACAUGUAUUUAGUAAUAUAUAUUUUAGUUAUGUGUUUUAGUUAGAUCAGGUUACCGGUAGCGCCGUAUGGAAUCCAAUCUAGUUACACCCCUAUGAUAUUGUGCCAUAAUCAAACUUGAUAUCACAAACAAGUAUGCAUUUAAAUAGGAACCUGACGUGUAAAGUACCUGCAUACUGCAUAUAUUAUAUAGUUGAAUAUGUAUUGUGCCAAAUAAAAGAUGCAUCUGCUUUUUGGAAGCAACAUCAAAUUAUAAAAA